AUGGCGCUUUUCUUUCGAAGACGGUUGGCUGCCCUUGACUUGGACACUAGUGAAUCCUUUGACUGCUUCGAUGCGAUCGGGCACGGCGUGUACCAGCAGCGCCUGCUCUUUCUCAGUUCCCUCAUUUCAUUCCUCGUGCACGUCAACAUAAUGUCAUUCUAUCUCAUAUCGGGAGACGUGGACCACUGGUGCCGGCCGCCGCCUGACUGGACUAUGUCCGUCGCCGCCUGGAGGAACUCAGCCAUCCCUCUGGAGGCGGACGGCAGUCCCAGCCGGUGCUCCGUCUACCAGAAUCCGGCAGACCCGAACGACACCGACGUGGUAGCUUGCGAUCAUUGGGACUACGAUCCGAAGAACGAGAAAAAGACCAUCGUGAGCUCCUGGAACCUGGUAUGCCAUCGGCGGUCUCUGAUCGCGGUCAUACAGCUCGUUUACCUCACCGGUUCCGUCGUGCUGCCCAGCAUUGCCGGCUACCUGGCGGACAGCGUCGGUCGCCGGCCCAUGCUCCUGAUGUUCACCGCCACGCUCAUUGUGGGGACGUGCGGCAGCUGCUUUGCCGACACGUACGUCUUGUACGUGGUGAUCAGGUUCGUCCUCUCCGGCUGCUCGGGCGCCGCUGCCCUGGUGUCCUGCAUGCUCGCGUUCGAGGUGACCAGACACGAGUACCGAACGACGUACACUGUUGCGGUCACUCUUUCGGCCGUCUUGCUCUCUGAACUGUGGUACGACCUGCUCAGGCAACUCAGCCUCGAUAGGUUCCUGCUCCAAGCGAUCUUCUUGGCACCCACAGCCGUUGCACUCAGCACGUUCUGGUUCGCCGACGAGUCUAUACGAUGGCUCAUCUUUAGCAGAAACAUGGCAUCGGCGGAAGCGGUCAUGCUGGCGGCCUCGAAGAUGAACAACAUUCCGCUGCCCACUACGGCCUGUCUGCUAAACAAGCUGAAGGCGGAGGCGCUCAGAAGUGAGGAGCAUCUCAAAACGUUGCCGAUAAACGGCGAAAACUCAUGGGCGAAAUACAUACCUACUCGAGCGCUCUUCAUGUUCCUCGCAUAUUUCUCCGCAACAUUCACGUACAUUGUGCUGCUCCAGUCGUUCUUGAAGACUCCCGACUCGUGGGCCCGUUGGCUGUCGCUACCCAGCUACAUGCUGACGACUCUGCUCGCAUACACACUCAUAGGUCGGCUGUUUGUCAUCCCAGCCGAGGCCUUCGCACUGGCGGUCAAUGUCCUGGCAGGUGUCUGCGUGUGCGAGGUGUUCCCGACUCCAGUACGUGGCACUGCAUUGGGCUGGUCCUUCGGCAUCGUCCGAGUGGGAGGCGUCUGCGCCACGUUGGCGUCGCUGCUAAGGAACGUCGGUCGCGAGGACGCCGCGUUGGCCAUCGCGGCUUGCAUGAUGUUCCUCUCGCUGGCGGCGCUCAUCCGGACACCGUGGAAAAACACGGGCCCCACGAUCAACCUACGGAGGGUCUCCGCCACGGGCAGCAAGAGCGUGGAUCACAUGAAGAUGACGCUGGAUCCUCUAGAUAACCGGAAGCGCGAUAGGAGGCGAACCAGCUAUGACAGAGUGAGGUCCAAUAGAUCCCUCUCGUCUCGAAAGCCCAGUGACAAUUAG
Messenger RNA from Dermacentor albipictus, 1611 nucleotides. Its product is annotated as solute carrier family 22 member 6-like. Gene Ontology annotation, molecular function: transmembrane transporter activity. Gene Ontology annotation, biological process: transmembrane transport. Lineage: Eukaryota; Metazoa; Arthropoda; Arachnida; Ixodida; Ixodidae. The record is from RefSeq and is a predicted model, not a curated record. Gene Ontology annotation, cellular component: membrane.